Messenger RNA from Leopardus geoffroyi (Geoffroy's cat), 4934 nucleotides. It is a transcript of the gene PLEKHA5, whose product is annotated as pleckstrin homology domain containing A5. Gene Ontology annotation, cellular component: cytosol. Gene Ontology annotation, molecular function: phosphatidylinositol-3,5-bisphosphate binding; protein binding; phosphatidylinositol-3-phosphate binding. The transcript has 31 exons. NCBI's taxonomy places the organism in Eukaryota, Metazoa, Chordata, Mammalia, Carnivora, Felidae. The record is from RefSeq and is a predicted model, not a curated record. Bases 220 to 4056 code for a protein of 1278 amino acids.
GCGGCCGCGGAGGAUGCGGAGGGGCGGCGACGCGGGCCCGACCCAGCCGGGGCGGCGGGGCGGGCACCGCCCGAGGGGGUAGGGCGCGCGCGGGGGCGCGCCGGGCCGGGGAGGCGCGCUCCGGCCGCGCUCGCUCCGCGCUCCCUUCGCUCGCUCCCUCCUCCCUCGGCAGCCGCGGCGGCAGCAGGAGAAGGCGGCGGCGGCGGCUGGGGAUCAGACAUGGCGGCGGAUCUGAACCUGGAGUGGAUCUGCUCCCUGCCCCGGUCCUGGACUUACGGGAUCACCAGGGGCGGCCGAGUCUUCUUCAUCAACGAGGAGGCGAAGAGCACCACCUGGCUGCACCCCGUCACCGGCGAGGCCGUGGUUACCGGACACCGGCGGCAGAGCACAGAUUUGCCUACUGGCUGGGAAGAAGCAUAUACUUUUGAAGGUGCAAGAUACUAUAUAAACCAUAAUGAAAGGAAAGUAACCUGUAAACAUCCAGUCACAGGACAGCCAUCACAGGACAAUUGUAUUUUUGUAGUGAAUGAACAGACUGUUGCAACCAUGACAUCUGAAGAAAAGAAGGAACGACCUGUAAGCAUGAUAAAUGAAGCUUCUAACUAUAAUAUGACUUCAGAUUAUGGAGUGCAUCCGAUGAGCCCUGUAGGCAGAACUUCACGGUCUUCAAAAAAAGUUCACAAUUUUGGAAAAAGAUCAAAUUCAAUUAAAAGGAAUCCUAAUGCACCUGUGGUCAGGCGAGGCUGGCUUUAUAAACAGGACAGUACCGGCAUGAAGCUAUGGAAGAAACGCUGGUUCGUGCUUUCUGACCUUUGCCUCUUUUAUUACAGAGAUGAGAAAGAAGAGGGUAUCCUGGGAAGCAUACUAUUACCUAGUUUUCAGAUAGCCAUGCUUACCUCAGAGGAUCACAUUAACCGCAAAUAUGCUUUUAAGGCAGCCCAUCCAAACAUGCGGACCUAUUAUUUCUGCACUGAUACAGGAAAGGAAAUGGAGUUGUGGAUGAAAGCCAUGUUAGAUGCUGCCCUAGUACAGACAGAACCCGUGAAAAGAGUGGACAAGAUUACAUCUGAAAAUGCCCCAACUAAGGAAAUCAAUAACUUUCCCAACCAUAGAGUGCUAAUUAAACCAGAGGUCCAAAAUAACCAGAAAAACAAAGAAAUAAGCAAAAAUGAAGAAAAAAAGGCAUUGGAAGCUGAAAAAUACGGAUUUCAGAAGGAUGGUCAAGAUAGACCUUUAACAAAAAUUAACAGUGUGAAGUUGAAUUCUCUGCCAUCUGAAUAUGAGAGCGGGUCAACAUGUCCAGCUCAGACUGGACACUAUAGACCAGUCAACGUGAACAGUUCAGAGAACAAAACUGUCAAUGUCAGCCUGGCAGAUCUUAGAGGUGGAAGCCACCCAAAUACCGGGCCCUUACACACAGAGGCUGAUCGAGUCAUACAGAGGACAAACUCAAUGCAACAGUUGGAACAGUGGAUUAAAAUCCAGAAGGGGAGGGGUCAUGAAGAAGAAACCAGGGGAGUCAUUUCAUACCAAACGUUACCAAGAAAUAUGCCAAGCCACAGAGCCCAGGUUAUGGCCCGCUAUCCAGAAGGUUACAGAACACUCCCCAGAAACAGCAAGACCCGGCCUGAAAGCAUCUGCAGUGUAACCCCUUCCACUCGUGACAAAACAGUAGGGCCUGGAGCAGAAGAGAAACGGAGAUCAAUGAGAGAUGACACGAUGUGGCAGCUUUACGAAUGGCAGCAGCGUCAGUUUUAUAAUAAGCAGAGCACCCUCCCUCGUCACGGUACUUUGACCAGUCCUAAAACCAUGGUUAAUAUUUCUGAUCAGACAAUGCACUCUAUUCCCACAUCACCUUCCCAUGGGUCAAUAGCUGCUUAUCAGGGAUACUCCCCUCAACGAACAUACAGAUCGGAAGUGUCUUCGCCAAUUCAGAGAGGAGAUGUGACGAUAGACCGCAGACACAGGGCCCAUCACCCUAAGCAUGUCUAUGUGCCUGACAGAAGGUCAAUGCCAGCUGGCCUGACUUUACAGUCUGUUAGUCCCCAGAGCCUCCAAGGCAAAACGCCAGAGGAGCUUACGCUGCUGCUAAUAAAGCUGAGACGGCAGCAGGCCGAACUGAGUAGUGUCCGGGAGCAUACAUUAGCACAGCUCAUGCAGCUGAAACUUGAGGCCCACAGCCCAAAGAAUGAAAUUCUUUCACAUCAUCUUCAAAGGAACACCAUAUAUUUGGAUCAUCAGAUGAAAGAAAAUGAACCUAUUAUCACCAUGGUUCACACAAUGAUUGAGAACUCGGCGCUAAGACCCCAACUGUACCAGCAAUUCUUAAGACAGAAGAACAAGAUAAGUCUAUAUUGUCUGUCACAAGAUGAAUGUAGAGGCACAUUAUACAAAUACAGACCUGAAGAAGUGGAUAUUGAUGCCAAGCUAAGCCGGUUAUGUGAACAAGAUAAAGUGGUACAUGCUCUGGAAGAGAAACUUCAGCAACUCCACAAGGAGAAAUACACGCUUGAGCAAGCUUUGCUAUCAGCCAGCCAAGAGAUAGAAAUGAAUGCAGAUAACCCAGCAGCCAUUCAGACCGUGGUGUUACAGAGGGACGAUUUACAAAAUGGACUGCUUAGUACGUGUAGAGAACUCUCUCGAGCCACUGCCGAACUGGAACGAGCAUGGAGAGAGUAUGAUAAGUUAGAAUAUGAUGUGACUGUUACCAGGAACCAGAUGCAAGAACAGCUAGAUCGCCUUGGUGAAGUUCAGACUGAAUCAGCAGGAAUUCAGCGUGCACAGAUUCAGAAAGAACUUUGGAGAAUUCAAGAUGUCAUGGAAGGACUGAGUAAACACAAACAGCAAAGAGGCACUACAGAAACAGGUAUGGCAGGAUCAAAGCCUUUCUCAACAGUUAAGUACAAAAACGAGGAAGAGGAAGUAGUCCCACCUCGUCCUCCACUUCCUCGGUCCUAUGACUUUACAGAGCAGCCUCCCAUAAUCCCCCCUCUGCCCAGUGAUAGCAGCUCCUUGCUCUGUUAUAGCAGGGGCCCAGUCCAUCUGCCUGAAGAAAAGAAGAUUCAUCAAGUUCAAGGAUAUCCAAGAAAUGGAUCUCACUGUGGUCCGGAUUAUAGACUCUACAAGAGUGAACCAGAGUUAACAACAGUGGCAGAAGUUGAUGAGUCUAAUGGAGAAGAAAAAUCAGAACCUGUUUCAGAAAUGGAAACUUCUGUUAAAGGUUCCCAUUUUCCUGUUGGAGUAGUUCCUCCAAGGACCAAAUCACCAACACCUGAAUCUUCAACGAUAGCCUCUUAUGUAACCUUAAGGAAAACUAAGAAGAUGAUGGAUUCAAGAACGGAAAGACCAAGAAGUGCAGUGGAACAGCUCUGUUUGGCUGAAAGUACUCGACCUAGGAUGACUGUGGAAGAGCAGAUGGAAAGAAUAAGGAGACAUCAACAAGCGUGCCUGAGGGAAAAGAAAAAAGGAUUAAAUGUUAUUGGUUCUUUAGACCAGUCACCCUUACAAAGUCCCUCAGGCUUAAGGGAUAAUCCGUUCAGGAUUACCCAGACUCGAAAAAGGGAUGAUAACGUUAAGGAACUGGAUACUGUCAUUAGAGAAAAUGAUGUGAAGCCAAACCAUGAAACUCCUGCAGCAGAAAUUGUUCGACUAAAAGAAAGUGAACCUCAAAAUACAGAUUUCAGCAAAGAGUUGAAAAGCACUGAGGACAUUUUUUCCACAACACUUUUUAAACCUGAACCAAAUGGAGUGAAUUCUGAGGAAGUGAUGGAUAAAGAGAGAAACAAAGAGAAAAUGUCUGAGGAUGUUUCAUUCAGCCCUCAGAAUGAGACACAGAUCCCAAAUCAUAAAGCAGAAAGCCACCCUGAAGAAAAUAUAAAGGACGAUAUUCAUGAGCAGGAAGAAACUAUUGCUUCUUGUGAACAAACUCCUGAGGCUUCUAGAGGAAAUCAAACGAUGGCAGUGAAAAGUCUGUCCCCAUCUCCUGAGUCCUCGGCAUCGCCGGUUCCAGCCGCCCAGCCGCAGCUCACAGAAGGAUCCCAUUUCAUGUGUGUGUAGUCUCAGAAAAACUAUCCUGACUUCUGUCAAAAGCAUUGAAAGCUAAGGACGUGGACCUUCAGCAAUGUGAGAAGAUAUUGUACAGUAUACUUUAAAUCUAUGAAAUUCAUAGUUCUGAUGCUUUUGGCCACAGAGCAUCAUUUUAUCACUUCUGGAAAAUGUUUAUUCCAAACAGCUUUAAUGGCUCAUAUGUACACUCCGUAAUCCUAAGGUUGUUGUUCUGACACCAGCUUGCUGCUAUGAUUUCAGAGCACAUAAGUAAAGGUGCUUUUUUAAUGUGCGGUCUACAGCCAGAGCUCACUCAGUUGCUGAUUUCCAGAUUUUGAUGUUUCUAAAAUUUAGGUGGAUUUAUAUUUCUUUUUGCUUUUCAGUACAUAAAUUUAGUUAUUAUUUCGAAUGAAGCUUGUUUUCCUUUUUUUUUUUUUUCCUUCCCAUUUUUGGCUACUGCAAUGCUUUGUUUCACACUUGAUUUGUAAAAAUUUUAUAUAUAUAUUUAAAAUGUGCCAUUUUAUUACUGCUAAGUGAAGAAUGUCCUGUUUUCUGCUACUAUUAUUUCUCAGAUUGCAGCGUCAGCAGUUACUGCCACACUCUUGUCAGCUUAAACACAAAUGUUACCGCUUCCUGUUUCUUAAAGGUACAAUUUAAAAUGUAGGUAUUUUGAAGUACUGGGCUUAUACUUCAUUGGGAUAGAUGUGUACAGCAAUAAGCAGGUUUUCCAAUCCAGUACUUAGUUUGUGUACAAAUGUAAUUAUGUUCAUUGUGUAUAUAUUAUACAAUGAGCACAUGUAAGUAUUAAAGGCUACUUACUAUUGUUUAAAUGCAAAUGUUCAUAUCUCAUUUCUUUUUUAUCAUGUUAAAUAAAUGUUGAUGUUCUUAAA